Messenger RNA from Cladophialophora carrionii CBS 160.54, 402 nucleotides. RefSeq lists its product as uncharacterized. Gene Ontology annotation, molecular function: monooxygenase activity; oxidoreductase activity, acting on paired donors, with incorporation or reduction of molecular oxygen; heme binding. NCBI's taxonomy places the organism in Eukaryota, Fungi, Ascomycota, Eurotiomycetes, Chaetothyriales, Herpotrichiellaceae. The coding region runs from base 1 to 402 and encodes 133 amino acids. The transcript has 2 exons. The record is from RefSeq and is a predicted model, not a curated record.
AUGCAUCCAAGUGUCGGCUUGACCUUGCCAAGGUUGAUGCCCCCAGGGGGCUUACAAUUCAAUGGCAAAUAUGUUCCUGAAGGUUACAGAGUCGGCAUCAACGCUGCAGUGAUCCAUUUCGACCGAAAGGUUUUCGGCGACGACGCGCACCAGUUCCGACCGGAAAGCUGGCUCGAUCCAGCUGCUGCUGCCAACAUGGAUAGAUACAUGUUCCAGUUUGGUUACGGCACCAGAACAUGUAUCGGGAAGAAUAUCUCGUUGGCAGAAAUGCACAAGCUUGUUCCAACAGUUCUUACCAAACUGGAUAUUGAAUGGAAGGAUCCAGGAAGAAAUUGGUCAACAAAGAAUCAUUGGUUCGUCAAGCAAACCGGUAUCAACGUUCGACUGAAGAUGCGAUAUUAA